AUGCCACCAGUAGAGGAGCAACUCAGAAAGCUGAGCACUUCGACACAAAUAAUCGGUAUUGUCAUCUCAAUAAUCAUCAUUGUUGUGUCGUUCUUGCGGUUCAUGCUCCAGAAGGAAUAUGAUAACUCAGGCCUGCCGGACUUCUCAGGGAAGUCACAUACUCUGAAGGGAUUAUAUGAAGCUAUAAAGAGAGUUGCCCUGAGACCACAAGGGAUGUUAACUAUGCUGACUUCUUCACUUACUUUGCUACUAGUUGGAAUAGCCGAAGGACUACCAUUAGCAAUCACUAUUGCCAUCACUUGCUGGAACAAGACGUGCACAAUCACGUUUGCUCAAGAACCAUCCGCAACUGCCACCAUGGCAUCAGUCACCAUAAUCUGCACCGACAAAACGGGGGGACUGGCAUUGAUCCCACAAGAAGUUGAAAGGUGCUGUAUUGGUGGACAAGAUAUCAGUGAAGAUUCCAAAAUAUCCAUUCAUGUUCUGGAGGCAUUUUGGGAUGGAAUUGGCAUAUCAUCUCUAAUACAAGAGAACAGCCAAACCUCAGUGGAUAACUCAAUCCUUUCUUGGGCUGCAGAGAAAUGGGGAUUGAAAAUGGAAAUCUGGAAGGAACGUGUCAGUAUCAUUGAGUUCAAACAGCCAACCGAGAACGAGAACAUAGUUGCAACAUUGAUUGGAAAGGACGGAGGUAACAGGCCUAGGUUCUUUCACUGCAAGGGACCUGCAACAACAAUAUUAGACAGGUGUUCACAAUUUUAUGACAUUGAAGGGAUAACAAGGUCCAUGAAUAUAAGUAAACGGAUGGAUUUUGAAGGCAUUAUUGGGCAAAUGCAGUCAAAAGGUCUUGAAUCCGUCGCAUUUGCUUGUAAGAAAGUUGAUGACUCGAAGUCUGAUGAAGGCAAUCUAGUGAUGCUGGGACUGCUGGGGCUGAAGAAGACUAGCAGGCAGGCUACAAGAACAGUGAUAGAAAAUUUUAGAGAAGCUGGAAUUAAAGUACUGAUAGUAUCGAGUGAGGAGGUUUCGACACUUCAGGAAAUUGCUAAGGUGUUUGGAGUAAUACGGCCUGAUGCAGAUGCACAGGCCAUCACGGGCGAAGGAUUUCGGAGUAGUUCUGAUGAAGAUAGGAUGGAUAAGGCAGCUAGAAUUUCUGUGAUGGGGAAUUCCCUACCCUCCCAUCAGCUCCUUCUGCUGAGUUGUUUGAAAGAUCAAGGACACACAGUUGCAGUGGUCGGAAACAGUACAAAUGAAAUUCCCAUGCUAAAAGCUGCCGAUGUGGGACUCACGUUUGAAACUGGGAGCACUGACAUUGCAAGAAAGAGCACCGACAUUGUCAUCAAAGAAUGCAACCUCACAUCCAUCUUGGCCAUACUGAAGUGCAGAAGAUGCCUAUACAGUAACAUCAGAAAAUACAUUCAAUUUCAGCUAACUAUGACCUUAGCCGCGGGGUUGGUACCCUUAAUCACAAAUGCCUCUUAUGGACGUUCUCCUAUAACGACGAUUCAGUUCCACUGGGUGAUCUCAAUUUUGACCCCUCUAGGUGGUUUUGCUCUUUUGAUGGAGCCACCUGGUGAUAUGCUUAUGAAGAAAUUUACACCAGGAGCAGAUAAACAACUCAUUACCAAGGCCAUGUGGGUGAAUAUUAUCAUACAAACAGCUUACCAGACGUCUCUUUUGGCAACCAUACAGUCUAAAGGGCCUACAGUGCUCAGGCUUAGCAAGGAGGUAACCAAGACGGUGAUAUUCAACAGCUUCUUCCUAUGCCAGGUAUUCAACAAAUUCAAUGCCCGAGAGCCUGAACAGACAAACAUCUUCAGAGGAGUUCAUCGAAGUAAAUGGUUUUGGGUGGGUACAGUUACCGCUUUGUUGUUGCAGGCCACAUUUCUUGAGAUGGCACAUAUCAUUGCAGGUUAUCCAAGAUUGACAUACGCAGAAUGGGGAAUGUGUCUGCUUCUUGGUGUAAUCUCAUGGAGCAUUGACUUAGCCGGAAAGUGCAUCCUCCUCAUGAUUAAGAAGUGGAUGACAAAGCCACCAGGUUCAAUAGUCAGAGAUAACUGA
This is a messenger RNA of Rhodamnia argentea, 2055 nucleotides long. Its product is annotated as putative calcium-transporting ATPase 13, plasma membrane-type. Gene Ontology annotation, cellular component: membrane; intracellular membrane-bounded organelle. NCBI's taxonomy places the organism in Eukaryota, Viridiplantae, Streptophyta, Magnoliopsida, Myrtales, Myrtaceae. The transcript has a single exon. Gene Ontology annotation, molecular function: P-type calcium transporter activity; ATP binding; ATP hydrolysis activity. The record is from RefSeq and is a predicted model, not a curated record. The coding region runs from base 1 to 2055 and encodes 684 amino acids.